UAUAGUAAGCAUCAGUAAGUUUGAUAAGUAUAUUGAUAAUUUGUUUUGUAAUUGUGUAUCAAAUUUAAAAUUAAAACCAAAUACAAUAUUCCAUUUUUAGUAAAUAAAUAUGUACAUAAACUAGAAAACAUGUAAAGGUAUUCAUAAUUGUGUGGCUAGAAAAUAUGUAGUUGAUGACCUUCAUUCUUAUCUACAGUUGACUCAGAUAUACAUAUAUAAUAAUGAUGCAAAGCUAUAGUCAUGAAAAAAAUGCUUCCCAACUUUCAAUGGUGUAUUUUUAAUAUAUAUUUUAAAAUUAAUUGUUUUAAACAGUUUAUUAGAUUAUGUAAUAAAAUUACACAAGAUAAUUUAUUUUUGUAAUACCUAAUCCCAACUUACGUAACAGAUUUUACAGUAAUUUAUAUAGUUUAGUUGUAUGACAAUGAAUUAUAAAUUAGCCUUUUGACUCGAAUGACUUCUAUUUUGUUAGUAAUUUUUAAAAUUAGCUUCUUCCAACCCACACAAAUGCAUAUAAAAUUGUAAUAUUGAACUCAUUCUUGGAGUCAUUUCUGUGUUUGUUACGAGUUUAAUGUGAACGGACAAGACGUUAUCUGUUUUGAAUAUGAUUACUGUUACUCGGAUAAAUGGAUUUAUUCAUUUUAAAAAUUGGAGGCCCACUAAAUUGAACAACAUGGCUAUGACAAGUUUAAAUCGGCUUCUGAAUUCCAGACAUUUACAGCUACUAAAUGAAGACCAGUUACCGCCUGACAUGAGAGAAGUGGCCAUACUGAAAGGUUAUCGUCCACCCAAAUGUACCAUAAAACAGUGUCUGACAAGCAUUAUAGUGGCGACAAAUGAAACUCUGAAUAUAUGGACACACUUUCUUCCGACGCUUUACUUCUGUUGGAAAUUGGCUGCUAUAUGCGAUACAUUGGACGUCACAUCACACCCCUACACUUGGAGUUUCGUUUCUUAUAUGAUAACAGUCUGCACUUAUCCUCUGAUAAGUGCUAUGGCACAUACAUUUUACAGUAUAUCUAAUAUGGCUAGACAUAUUUGGUUCUUUUUUGAUUAUGGCGCUCUCAGUUUCUAUUCUUUUGGUGCUGGUCUUUUGUACAGAGCUUAUGUAUUCCCAGAAGACCUUUUAAAUACUUGGCUCUCUGAUCAUUUUCUCAAUGUUUGUUUUGCCAGUGCAAUUCUAUGUAUAACUCUAGCUUGUUGGUCACGUUUCAUUAAAAACCUCUUCUGGAUUAAAGUGUUUCGCCUUGGUGCCUUUAUCCUUCCUUGGAUUUGGGAUAGCAUACCCCUGGUUUAUAGAAUUUUGUAUGAUUCUAAUCCAGAUUCACCUUCCACUAUGCAUUAUGUCUGGCAGUUUUUAUUUUCCUUCAUGAUAGCAUUUUUUUAUGCCUCUCAUCUUCCAGAACGUCUGGCACCAGGUAAAUUUGACAUAAUCGGUCACAGCCACCAACUUCUGCACAUCGCAGGGAUCUUGGCAACAAAUGAACAGAUGAACGGUGCCCUUUAUGACAUGACUGUGAGACGCAACAAGCUUGAAAACAAUGAUCAAAUGAUCUCUGCUGAAUGGCCGGUUUACAAAUUCCUUUUCCUCUUCCUUUCCAUUAUUUUCAUUAUUUGUGUUUUCAGUAUCUAUGCCUGGAGAGAGGAAAAGAAUGCAAAAAAGAAGAGGCAGUAAAAAUGCAAAUUUAAUUCUUUUUAUUUCCAAUUCAUUAUAUUUUUAAUCAAAGCAACUACUAAUCAUAAUAACAAUAUCUAUUUUGUACUUUUAUUUGUCAAUAGGCAUUUUUGCAAAUUUUACAUUACGAAUUUUCAAUGAAACUUGAUAAUCUUUCGGAUCAAAAGGAAUUUUUGAAAUGUCGUCAUUCCUACCAAAUCAAAAUUUGGUACAAAAUCAAAUUGCCAAAAUUUUAAAUUGUAAAAAUAAACUUCCACUUUACAGAAGUUUGCUAAAUUAACAAAAAUGUCUAACUAAGAGCAAUAUUUUGUUAAACGACAUAAUCAAAAGUUGUCCAGAAUUACAGUAAAGUGAUUAAAAAAAAUUAAAAAUUUGCACAAAGCAAAUUUUUAUUUUUAAAUUUUUGCGCAAUCACACAUUUGAAUCUUGGUUUGCUAUGCUCUUGCAUAAUGCAAAGUCACAAAUUUAGCAUUGCCGAGAUUUAAAAUAACAAAUUGUUCUAAUUGGUUGUUGAUUUUUGAGCGUGUUCAUCCAUCAUUUACAUUGUUAACCACUCCAAAGAACACUAAGAAAAUUAAUUAGAAAAAUAUAGUUUAAUCAUACUCUAUGAAAUAUAUAUAUACAUAUAUAUAAAAUUGUUUUUAAGUUAUGUUUACAAUGAAAUCAUGUUAAUAUUUUUUUACAUAAUUCUAGAUUUAAGAAUCUGUUAAUUCUUGUUUGCCCAAGUCUCACCGUAAUCUAUAUAUAUUCCAAUUAAACUUCCUAGUUUGGUGAAGUGGUAAUUCUUAUAAACCACAAUAGUAAUAAACUUUCUAGUCAGAUUUAUUGUUUUAAAACAAUUAAAACAUGCUUUUAUUCAUGAAAGUUUUCUAUACAAUAGAAUUAUCUCUUGACAACUGAAUUUUUAGCUUCUACAGAUGAGCUAUCAUUAGAUAUCUUUAUGAUAUUCUCUUAUCACAGCUGCUAUUGAUUUAUCAUCAUCAUUGGUUCAUUAUGGAAGUAUAAAAUUGUCUUCUGUUGAUAUUUUGUUCAGUUGCAGCUGCUGGCAUUGUUGUAGUCUCGUUGAGACAUUAUACUGUUGAGUUAACUGACUCUCAUUAACUACAUGUUUUUUUCUAUAUGGAAACAGUUUGUCUGUUUCCAUCUAGAGAAAAACAAUCACAAAACUGCAAAAUAGCGUACCUGUAGCAUAACAUUACAACAUAGUAUACACAUUAGGCUACCACCAUAACCUUUAGUUAAAUUUUGAUAACGUUUACAUGUUUUUACUUUUAUAAAGAACUUGUAACCGUUGACGUUAAGCCCCGGUUAGUAUGCAUAACUUAAACCUGAAAUCCCCGAAAGGAAUACUUUUAACCUACCUCAGUGCAGCUUAGUUUUAAUUCAUAAAAUCUCUUAAUGAAUAUUCUUAGUGUUUAUUGCUUCCUAAUUGAGUAUCCAUCAUUUUUAUUGCUUCCCAAUUGAGUAUCCACACUUUCUACUGCUUCCCUCAUUAAUAAAUGACUGGGACCAGUCGAUGAGGAUGAAUGAGUAUCAGGGAUGUAUAUUUUAUACAAGGAUUAACUCCACCAAUGUAAUUUUAUCCACAAAGAUUUUGCAAAAUUGAAUUUUAGUGGUUUGGCACUCGCACAAAUUACAUUCUUGGCACAUCCCUUUGUAUAUUUUUUAGUCGGGCAUGCUUCUCCAUCAAACUGCAGGUUUCUAUUCUUAAAAAUAUGGUAAUCUCUGGCCAAACAUUGGCCAUCUGCAGUAUCUGUCUAACACGUAAGCCAUCUUUUCUCACGUAAAAUCAGCGUAAUGUUGUUUUGGAGACAUAUACAAACCUUUUAUUGUAUAUAAUGCAUUUAAAUGAUUUCUACAGAUGUACAUAGAGUGUGCAAGUGGAGGAUUGUUUAGUGUAUAAUAAUUUUUUAUGGAUACAAAGAAAAAGCAUACAUAAACAUAUAUCUAACAUACAAAUUGUUAAAUCUUGAUGUGUUUGUAGUUAUCUAUAUUAUAGUAUAUAUAUUGUUGUUAAUAAAAAUAUUAGUUUUGUUUUCCUAUAAAGUGCUUGGACGAAAUGAAAACUCUGUUCUCGUCCGAGGAUAUUUUGUAAGGCUGUAUAACCCCUCCACUGUUUUAUCUGUAAUUAUGAACCAACUGGAGUUUAAAGUCUAUUGACACUUCCUUACGGUGUGGUAAAAGGAAGGAAAAUUAUUUUUCUAUGUGAUUGAGCGAGCUUGUUUGACUAACCAAAAUUGACCAAAUUGUGUAUUUUGAUGUUAUUGGUUAAGAAAAUAAAAGUCUAUCUGUCGAAGACCAA
This is a messenger RNA of Centruroides sculpturatus (bark scorpion), 3974 nucleotides long. RefSeq names its product membrane progestin receptor gamma-B-like. Gene Ontology annotation, cellular component: membrane. Gene Ontology annotation, molecular function: signaling receptor activity. The transcript is spliced from 2 exons. Bases 602 to 1672 code for a protein of 356 amino acids. NCBI's taxonomy places the organism in Eukaryota, Metazoa, Arthropoda, Arachnida, Scorpiones, Buthidae. The record is from RefSeq and is a predicted model, not a curated record.